AUGACGACUAAGCGCCCUGGCUUCGAUCUCGGCUUUUGGGAGAAAGCCGAUCUCCCCUUCGUGCACCUAUCGGUCUUCGCCAGCAUGGUGUACCAUGCCAUCGCUGGCGUCUUCCGCGGAAAGGCCAGUCCCAGGCGCUACGACCACUUUAUCAUGACCAAUGUUAUCAGGAAGCUCGUCAGCCGCACUUCGGAUCGACAGAAGCAGUACGUUUAUGGCCCAACUACUGGCACCUAUGAGACUGUCAUGAAGAAGCAUGGCUUGAACCCUGAAACAGUGCCCCUUGCAUAUGGUGCGGAGGGCCUAUGGAUCGGAAAUAAAAAUGCCAAGAACGUGAUCAUCUACUAUCACGGCGGUGGUUUCGCAGUGCCUGCGAUUCCCGCGUAUUUCGACUUUUGGCUCGAGGUGAUUCGUGCCCUGAACGAGAACGGCCACGACCUGGCUGUCUUCUUCCCGCAAUACACUCUCACCCCACACGCCGUGUACCCGACUCAGCUCCGCCAGGCAGUCGAGGCGCUGCGGUAUAUCAUCAACGAGACUGGUCGGUCCCCGGCCAAUGUGAUCAUCGGAGGUGACUCGGCUGGUGGUAACCUAGCGUCUGCGACCCUGCUGCACCUCUCGCAUCCGCACCCGGAGAUCGAUCCCCUGGAGCUUUCGGCACCGCUAGCGGGUGUAUUUGCUUACGCGCCGUGGGUCAGCUUUAGCACCGAGUGGCCCUCCAUGAAGGAGAAUGAGUGGAAGGAUAUCAUUACACCUAGUCUUUUGAAGCACUGGGCUAAUGUUUACCGGGGUGAUAAGGCUGCUGAUAAUUGGAAUGAGCCAAUUAAUGCGCCUGCUAAGUGGUGGGCUGACGUCAAGACGGAGCGGAUUCUCAUCUUGGCUGGUGGCGAUGAGAUUCUGCUUUCGCCUAUUGAGGAGUAUGCCAAAAAGAUCAAGUCUGUUUUCCCGGAGACUACUUAUGUGGUUGGGGCUGAUGAGUCGCAUGAUGCGCCUUUCUACGUUUCUGCCAAUAAAGAAACACAAACUGGCGUUGAGUUGCGACAGUGGCUGGCUUCUCGUUUGUAA
Penicillium soppii is the source of this 1065-nucleotide messenger RNA. RefSeq names its product putative 6-hexanolactone hydrolase. Bases 1 to 1065 code for a protein of 354 amino acids. Gene Ontology annotation, molecular function: hydrolase activity. The record is from RefSeq and is a predicted model, not a curated record. The transcript has 3 exons. Lineage: Eukaryota; Fungi; Ascomycota; Eurotiomycetes; Eurotiales; Aspergillaceae.